Molecule: messenger RNA, 780 nt
Organism: Penaeus monodon (black tiger shrimp)
Lineage: Eukaryota; Metazoa; Arthropoda; Malacostraca; Decapoda; Penaeidae
Product: ATP-dependent RNA helicase A-like
Exons: 3
Coding region: 1-780 (259 amino acids)
Source: RefSeq, a predicted model, not a curated record
AUGAAGCUUUUGGUCGUUCUUGCAACGGUUACGACGUCGCUGGCCGCCCCUCAGGGCUAUAACUUGGGUAGACCCUCAGGGCCAUCUUUCAGCUUCGGAGGGUGUGGUCCUGGGCAGGUUCACCAUGUUGACGGGAGAUGUGUUACUCCACGGGUCAACCGCCGCGUGUUCCUGUACAAUGCCCCCCCGGCUCCCGUGUCUUACACACCCCCGCCAUACAUACCGCAACCGACCGUCGACUCUAACAUUCUGUUCAUCGAAACUCCCGAAAAAGGACAGGGACCAGAUCCCAUUGUCGUUCCUCCGCCGGCACAGAGGCAAGUGGUCUACGUCCUCAAUAAGCAGUCACCGCAAGACCAAAGGGUGAUCGAAGUCCCAGCACCGCCAGCAAGCAACCCAGAAGUCUACUUCGUGAACUACGCUGACGGAGAGAACCCAGUUCUUCCCAGCGGCGUUGACCUUCAGAGCGCCUUGAAUGCAGCUUCCCAGGGCGGCGGUCAAGUGAUUGGAGGAGGCGCUGGAGGUGCCGGAGGUGGCUUUGGAGGAAGUGGCGGUUUUGGUGGAAGCGGCGGUUUUAGUGGAAGUGGCGGAUUUGGAGGAAGCGGCGGUUUUAGUGGAAGUGGCGGAUUUGGAGGAAGUGGAGGAUUCGUCAACGGUUUUGGAAGUGGUGGAGGAAGUGGUGGCUUCGGAAACGGCGGAGGUUUCGGAAGCGGCGGAGGAAGUGGUGGUGGCAGCGGACUUGUUAUUUCACGACCUUCGAGUGUGUACAGUUUCCCUUAA